Molecule: messenger RNA, 345 nt
Organism: Notechis scutatus (mainland tiger snake)
Lineage: Eukaryota; Metazoa; Chordata; Lepidosauria; Squamata; Elapidae
Source: RefSeq, a predicted model, not a curated record
GCGGCGAGACACCCGCGGGGCGAUUGAGGGCAACCCCGGCCCUGCCCGGCGGGCGCAGCAUGGCUAAGCACCACCGCACACCGGCGCGCAGCUCGGAGCCGGUCAUUGAGGUCAAAAGCAAGUUCGAGGCUGAGUUCCGCCGUUUUGCCAUGAAGAGAUCCAGCGUGGGGGGUUUCCAGGAAUUCUAUCAGCUGAUCCAGAGGGUCCACCAGAUCCCUUGUUCCGAGGUCCUCCUGGGAUACACCGACAUCCAUGGAGAUCUGCUCCCCAUCAACAACGAUGACAACUAUCACAAGGCCCUGUCCUCUGCCAAUCCUCUUCUCCGAAUCAUCAUCCAGAAGAGAG